Molecule: messenger RNA, 4300 nt
Organism: Homo sapiens (human)
Lineage: Eukaryota; Metazoa; Chordata; Mammalia; Primates; Hominidae
Gene: OR2L2
Product: olfactory receptor family 2 subfamily L member 2
Exons: 3
Coding region: 263-1201 (312 amino acids)
Biological process (GO): G protein-coupled receptor signaling pathway
Cellular component (GO): membrane; plasma membrane
Molecular function (GO): G protein-coupled receptor activity; olfactory receptor activity
Source: RefSeq, marked validated
AGGUCUCUGAAAUCUCGUGUGUAGGGAAGAAAAAUGAAUAUAUGCAUUUCUUUAAGCAAUAUUCUUAAUGCUUACUCAGAAAAAUGAAUUUGUUCCUAUGAUGACUGUAGGACUGCCGUCAGCUAAGCAAAGGCACUGAGUGUUUGGAAAUGAGGAAAUAAUAAAGUAAUGCGUAGACAUGGUGACAACAGUCCACAGGCUAAAAUAUUGGACCCAUAACAGACCCUUCCUGAACCCAAAGGAUGGAUUGUAGGAAUUCCCCAUGGAAAAUUACAAUCAAACAUCAACUGAUUUCAUCUUAUUGGGGCUGUUCCCACAAUCAAGAAUUGGCCUUUUCGUAUUCACCCUCAUUUUUCUCAUUUUCCUAAUGGCUCUAAUUGGAAAUCUAUCCAUGAUUCUUCUCAUCUUUUUGGACAUCCAUCUCCACACACCUAUGUAUUUCCUACUUAGUCAGCUCUCCCUCAUUGACCUAAAUUACAUCUCCACCAUUGUUCCAAAGAUGGUUUAUGAUUUUCUGUAUGGAAACAAGUCUAUCUCCUUCACUGGAUGUGGGAUUCAGAGUUUCUUCUUCUUGACUUUAGCAGUUGCAGAAGGGCUGCUCCUGACAUCAAUGGCCUAUGAUCGUUAUGUGGCCAUUUGCUUUCCUCUCCACUAUCCCAUCCGUAUAAGCAAAAGAGUGUGUGUGAUGAUGAUAACAGGAUCUUGGAUGAUAAGCUCUAUCAACUCUUGUGCUCACACAGUAUAUGCACUCUGUAUCCCAUAUUGCAAGUCCAGAGCCAUCAAUCAUUUUUUCUGUGAUGUUCCAGCUAUGUUGACGCUAGCCUGCACAGACACUUGGGUCUAUGAGAGCACAGUGUUUUUGAGCAGCACCAUCUUUCUUGUGCUUCCUUUCACUGGUAUUGCAUGUUCCUAUGGCCGGGUUCUCCUUGCUGUCUACCGCAUGCACUCUGCAGAAGGGAGGAAGAAGGCCUAUUCAACCUGUAGCACCCACCUCACUGUAGUGUCCUUCUACUAUGCACCCUUUGCUUAUACCUAUGUACGUCCAAGAUCCCUGCGAUCUCCAACAGAGGACAAGAUUCUGGCUGUUUUCUACACCAUCCUCACCCCAAUGCUCAACCCCAUCAUCUACAGCCUGAGAAACAAGGAGGUGAUGGGGGCCCUGACACAAGUGAUUCAGAAAAUCUUCUCAGUGAAAAUGUAGACAUACGUUCUGUGUUAGAGUCAAAGCGCUAGGUUCAUAUCAACUUAGUAGUGUACAGCAGUGAAGAAAAACAUUAUUACAUGCCCAGUGUGUCAAACAGAAGUUAAUCUAGAAGAAAUUUGUCUUUUAAUUUAGUCUUGACAAUAUUAUAAUACAUAUUAAUACAUAUUCUAAGACAUCUAUUUUGAUUUUGUUUGUGUGUGGUUUUUGUUUGUUUGUUUGUUUGUCUUUUUAAUGGAUUUUGGCUCUUGUUGCCCAGGCUCUAAUGCAAUGGCGCAAUCUCAGCUCCCCAUAACCUCUGCCUCCUGGGUUCAAGCGAUUCUCCUGCCUAGCCUCCUAAGUUAGCUGCGAUUACAGGUGUGAGCCACCAUGCCCUGCCUGUUUUUUUUUUAAUCAAAUAUAGGUCAUAUAUUUUCUACUAAAUUGUGGGCAACAGGGUUUCAUUAACAUGUAGAAAUCAAAACAAUAAAGGUCCAAACUAAUCAUAUCAUUCAGCAUAAUAAUUACAUAAUAGUUGUUUAUCUCCCAUUAUUAUAAAAAUAAGACAAAAAUAACAAAUUAGUUAAAAUUACUGAAUCUAAUUGAAUAUUAAAUAGUUUUUAUUUACUCUCAACUGGUAUGUAUGUCUUCUUCUUUUUCUUAAAGUAAUGUUUUACUAAUAAGUUUACCUGAGGAUAAAUAAUUAUGUUUGUGGAGCAGCCAAUUUGGCUUUAGAAAAACAAGAGUUUCUGUAUAAGAAGUUCUAUAGAAGUUACAGUCUAUAGACCCUCUUAGACUAUAGUUGACUUAGUGGAGUGUGGAGUAGGUUAUUUGAAUCAUUUCCCAGUCACGUCACAACACACUCAAGAUUUGCCUCCUCAGUUGCCACGGGUAUUUUCAUGCAAGACAUUCUCUUCUGCACAAUUUUAUUUCCACUUACUCUUCUCAUAAAUCAAUAGGACUAUUCAGCUUGGAUUGGGAUCAGCUCCUCUGCUCCACUAUUUUUAUACCUGCUUAGGCAUGUGCUUAAAAGGAUCAACAUUAUUUCAUAAAGGUUAUCUGCUUAGGUCCAUUCUCUGAGUGAAAGGCCAUUGCUCUCCAGAAGAGCCCAUUCCUGAGAGACUCUUUUAUCUCUGAGGAGAGAAGGCAAGAAGGAAGGUAGAAUGAGCAAGUAAGAAGAGCCUCAUAUUAUCCAAGUGACAGCAGUGGUGAAUGACUGAAUGGUCCUUGAGCAACACAGAUUUGAACUGUGCAGGUCCACAUAUAUGUGGAUUUUGUUCUGCCUCCACCACUCCUGAGACAACAAGUACAACCUCUCCUCCUCUUCCUCCGCCUCAGCCCACUCAACGUGAAGACAACAAUGAUGAAGAACUUUAUGACAAACCUCUAUCCCUAAAUAAAUAGUAAACAUAUUUUCUCUUUCUGAUGAUUUUCUCAAUAAGAUAUUCUUUUUUAGCUCACUUUACUGUAAGAGUAGAGUAUAUAAGACAUAUAAGAUACAAAGUUGUGUUAAUUGAAUGCUUAUGUUAUUUGUAAGGCUUGCUGUCAAUAGUAGGAUAUCAGUAGUUAGGUUUUGGGGAGUUCAAAGUUAAAUGCAUAUUCUACUGCUUGGCGGUCAGUGACCCUAAUUUCCGCGUUGUCCUAGAGUCAUCUGUACUACAAUUGGAAUAAUCAUUUUCAAACAAGAACAUUAACAUUUGAAUAGGAGAUACAAAUAUGGAUCUGGAUAUACUCAUUUCAAUUAAGCAUUUAGAGUUUACUAGAGUACUGAAUAAUUUAAAUUUUGACUUAUAGAAUGGCAAAUGUUUAUGACUUUCUUCUCCUCUAAUUUAAAUUAAGUAGAAUUUUCUCAUCAUUAGGACUGUAUGAGAAUGUCAUAAUAAUAUGAGAAAAGGUAGUAGUUGCCUGAUGUUGAAAGAUUUACCUAAUCUCACAUAAAUAACCAAAACAGCAUGGUACUGGUACCAAAACAGAAAUAUAGAUCAAUGCAACAGAACAGAGCCCUCAGAAAUAACGCCGCAUAUCUACAACUAUCUGAUCUUUGACAAACCUGAGAAAAACAAGCAAUGGGGAAAGGAUUCCCUAUUUAAUAAAUGGUGCUGGGAAAACUGGCUAGCCAUAUGUAAAAAGCUGAAACUGGAUCCCUUCCUUACACCUUAUACAAAAAUCAAUUCAAGAUGGAUUAAAGACUUAAACGUUAGACCUAAAACCAUAAAAACCCUAGAAGAAAACCUAGGCUUUACCAUUCAGGACAUAGGCAUGGGCAAGGACUUCAUGUCUAAAAUACCAAAAGCAAUGGCAACAAAAGCCAAAAUUGACAAUUGAGAUCUAAUUAAACUAAAGAGCUUCUGCACAGCAAAAGAAACUACCAUCAGAGUGAACAGGCAACCUACAGAAUGGGAGAAAAUUUUUGCAACCUACUCAUCUGACAAAGGGCUAAUAUCCAGAAUCUACAAUGAACUCAAACAAACUUACAAGAAAAAAACAAACAACCCCAUCAAAAAGUGGGUGAAGGACAUGAACAGACACUUCUCAAAAGAAGACAUUUAUGCAGCCAAAAAACACAUGAAAAAAUGCUCACCGUUACUGGCCGUCAGAGAAAUGCAAAUCAAAACCACAAUGAGAUACCAUCUCACACCAGUUAGAAUGGCAAUCAUUAAAACGUCAGGAAACAACAGGUGCUGGAGAGGAUGUGGAGAAAACACUUUUACACUGUUGUUGGGACUGUAAACUAGUUCAACCAUUGUGGAAGUCAGUGUGGCGAUUCCUCAGGGAUCUAGAACUAGAAAUACCAUUUGACCCAACCAUCCCAUUACUGGGUAUAUAACCAAAGGACUAUAAAUCAUGCUGCUAUAAAGACACAUGCACACCUAUGUUUAUUGCGGCACUAUUCACAAUAGCAAAGACUUGGAACCAACCCAAAUGUCCAACGAUGAUAGACUGGAUUAAGAAAAUGUGGCACAUAUACACCAUGGAAUACUAUGCAGCCAUAAAAGAUGAUGAGUUCAUGUCCUUUGUAGGGACAUGGAUGAAAUUGGAAAUCAUCAUUCUCACUAAACUAUCACAAGAACAAAAAACCAAACACCGCAUAUUCUCACUCAUAGGUGGGAAUUGAACAAU